GGUCCACUCUUGCAUCGUCUUCAGUGCGCGUCGCAUCGCACUUCCUCCAACUCUCCCCGCGACGUUAGUGCGUUACGAAGCGCCGCUCUGGCACUCGGAUAUAUUACACAAGGUGUAAUGCAGAGGCUGGUCGUGGUGGUGGUCGUGGUACUAGCGGCCUCGAGUGUGAAGUCCCUGCCUCGAAAUCCUCCAAAUGAAGCCCAAGAGAAGCUCAACACCACCGUGGCCGUCGCCGAGCCUGACCCCCUCAGUGACUCGAAGGCGUUCAUCGACGCACACGGCUCGGCCAUCGCCUCCUUGCCCGGCUCGCAGGUGUUCCUCUAUGACCCUCUGGACACGAACAACGAUGGGGUGGUCCACCCUCUCGAGUACCUCCAGAGCGUCUUUCCCUUCAUAAAGGUAGUGGACAAAGACGAAGCCCUGGCGACUGACGAUUCCACAGCUAAUCUGAUCCACUACCUCCGGAAGAUAAUCCCAAUCUUCGGCCCAAACAAGGUUCAGGGUACUAACAUUGAAAACCCGGAUGAGGAGGAGCCGGUGACCUUUUGGGAACAGUUACUAAUCUUCCUCCUGAGGGAAACGAACAUCCUCCACGUCGACGGAACGGACACGGAUGGCGACGGCGAGCCGGAGAAUGACAUCAAGAUGUCUUUCACGACCGUCAAGUUCGAUCCCGUCGGCAACCUGAUCGAGUGGCUGCUCAACAUCAUCAGGGACAUCACUCAGUACGAGUCGCUGGAGAAGUGGUGGACCCGCGUGAAGCACGACUAUGAGAAGUACACGCCGUUCGAGGCGGAGGUGGUAGAGGAGAAGCCCGAGGGAGAGGCGCACGAGGGAGACCCCGCCGUGGUCGUCCCCGUCCCCUUCGGCUUCGGCUUCGGCUUCCCCCUGGGCUCGGUCAACGUUGCCAAGUUCGACCCGUUCGUCCUCGGAGCCAACACCGUCCUCUUCGUGCUGUACAAUGCUCUCUUCUUGGCCGCCUACCUCCCGUACUCCGGCGUCGAAAAUAUAUUCUCGGAUUAUGAUUAUUAUGAUUAUGAUGAAGGUGAAGAAGGAGAGGGUGAAGAAGGAGAGGGCGAGGGAGAAGGCGAGGAAGAAGGCGAGGAAGAAGGCGAGGAAGAGGGCGAAGGAGAAGAAGGAGAGGGCGAAGGAGGAGAAGAAGGACAAGAAGAAGGGGGAGGAGAAGGACAAGGAGGAGGUGGAGAAGAAGGACAAGAAGAAGAAGGAGGAGACGGAGGACAAGGUGGCGACUACCCGCAAUACGACCAGUACGGCGACAACCAGUUCGACCAGUAUGACUUCGAUCAGUACGGCGACAAUCAGUUCCCACAGUACGACAACCAGUACGACUCCCAGUUCCCUCAAUACAGUACCAAUUUCGCCGUGUUCGACUACGGGGGCAGGAGAAGAACCUCGCACCAAGGCCCUGGCUACCGUCGGCGACAAGACCGGAGGCCCAUCUUCAGCCCGGCGUCGACACCGAAGAAGGCCAGCAGCUUCGGAAAGGAACUAACCUUCGCCAACACGGAGGGGCACGGGGUCAGCGGCGUGCACGGGAUGUUCACACUCGGGUCGAUCUUCGGCAAGAAAAAGUAAAUAAGGUUUUCACUGAGAAUAAGCAUUAAGGAGGAUUAGAUGUUAUUAUUAUUUUUUUUUAUUUUUUUUUUUUUCUACGACAAAAAAUAAAUGAUGAUUCCACAGAGAAUGAACAUCAAAGACGAAUAGAUAUUAGAUGAAAAUUAUUAGAAUCUGAAGCAUUGAAGGAAAAUUAUUGAAAUUCGAGUUCUACAAAUCAAAAGAUUAAAAUAAAAUCUAAGAUUAUAAAUCGAAAGUGGUUCAACUUAACGACAUUGGGUUAUACUCAGAGUCAUUAAACUAAAAUAAUCAAAAUCCUGAACUAAAAGAAUUUAAAGAUUUAAAUCUAACUCAUCGAACAUAAAAAAUAAAACCUAAGACAUUGAUUAAAACAGAAUUCAACUCCAAAACAGGGUUUAUAAAUGACCUAACAGUGCAAUUAAUCACUGCCUUAGGUUGAGGAGAUGCGUCUCCAGGCAUUACAGUUUUUUUUUUUUUUUUUUUUUUUUUUUUUUUUUUUUUUUUUUUUUUUCAAAGUGUUAUUUUGUUAUCUUAGUAUUACUGUGAUAUGUUAUACGGAAUGACAUGGACCCUGUAGCACCGUGAAAUAAAAUAUAUGAGUUUCCAUUAUAUUCCCCGUUGCGUUCAGAGAGUGAAGUUAUCGUUUUGACCCAAUAUCAUCGGAUGGCAAGACUACUGUGUCAUGCCCACUGUAAUAAAAAAGGUUUAGCUAUUGUCUGUACCAAUAGAUGUUUCUACAAUUGCGUAGUCACCAAGGAGUCAGAUAUUAGUCUUAUCUAUCUCAUCUGUUUACUCUUUUCCUUCAUUUUUUUUAAAGUUUCAUUUUUAUCUUAUUGUCUUCGGUGUUAUUAAUAU
Penaeus monodon (black tiger shrimp) is the source of this 2451-nucleotide messenger RNA. RefSeq lists its product as uncharacterized. The transcript has 3 exons. NCBI's taxonomy places the organism in Eukaryota, Metazoa, Arthropoda, Malacostraca, Decapoda, Penaeidae. Bases 118 to 1596 code for a protein of 492 amino acids. The record is from RefSeq and is a predicted model, not a curated record.